Messenger RNA from Peronospora belbahrii, 2679 nucleotides. Lineage: Eukaryota; Oomycota; Peronosporomycetes; Peronosporales; Peronosporaceae. The record is from the annotation of a GenBank genome assembly.
AUGGACGACUUUUUUACGACAACAGAUAGUAUGGAGAGUCAACAGCGCAAGCGUGUGGCGAUCACUUCAUCCUUCUUUCCUGUGAAUGAGAGUCUAUUACCUCAAUUGCAUAUUACACCGGCACAGCACGACGAGCUUCGUGAUUAUGCAAUACAAGCAGCUCUAAAUGCAGUUCGUGACGGACCGACGUGGGGACGUUCUAAUAUUGAACACGCGGUAUCGAGUGGUUGGAAAGUGCUGUCAGCUCGACCGACAGCUUGCUUCAUGACCAAGAAACAGACCAAGAAGAAGAAGAAGAGGAAGAAAGUUAGCAGCAAGAGGGCAACAGCUCAUGCACCACAACAAGAACCUGGGCAGCAACAGCGAGAAGAUGACAAACGGGUUACGUCACUAACUUCACACGUUACGAUUCCAGGCGUCACGAACCUUGACAACGUCAACAACACUGAUAUUAUCCGGGAUGUGAUGCCUAUUCAACCGUUUACAUCAAUGCCGUUGGAAGCUGCUAGCGGACAGCAAUUUAUGGCCCAUGCAGUUCUCCCUAACUCGCUAGAAGACGUCAUGAACACGCUGUACUGUGAACAUACACGCGAAAUGCGAGCUAUCAAGAGCAAAGUAUACGGUGAAGCAGCAUUGGAUUGUUGUAUCUUGCAGACUCUUGAAGGUGCGACGCUCGAGGAUCCGUUCUGGUACCUUGGACUCAAGUGGUUGGCCCUGCGCUCUCCAAUACAAGCCUUGAUGGCAAGUCGCGAGUUUGUCUACCUUGAACAUCUAGGCACGCACGUAGAUCCGGAAACAGGACGUCGGAUGCUGUAUCGAGUGACUCAGUCUGUACACAUUAGAGAAUAUGGCGGUCAAGACUCGUACUUUGGUCUUACGCGGGGACACAUUGAAACUGCUUUCGUGUACUGGAUGGACGAUGAAAAUGAAAUAAGGAACCCCUUGCUCCAUGUGUGUGCAAAGGGUCGAAUUCAAAUGAAGGGUAGCAUGCCGGACAUCCUCGUGUAUAGAUAUCUCAAGGCUUUCUGGCGUUCGGAACGCUUUCUUUUCCCUGCUGGCAGGUCGUCAGGGUCAUCGCUGGGCUUGAGUAUUAUUAAUGACAGUGCUGAGCAACCGCUUUCGAAUGCAUCGAAGAAAAAGACGGAGAAAAAGUCAAGACGACGCAAAGUACCAAUUGGUCCGCCACUGGAGAUGGCACACGAAUGGGUAGCUGAUGAACUUCGUCCACGCUGCUCGGUGUGCAACAAGAAGUUUCGUCUCGUAAAACGCUUAAAGCAUCAUUGCCGUGCCUGCGGUGAAAUCAUGUGCCGUGAGUGCACGUUUCAUCACCGAGUCAAUGUCCGUGCUACACAAAGCUUCCGCGGCUUACGAGGUACUACUACAGGAUCAGCGGACCUAAUUGCAGAUAUGAAAGUAGUUGGACACGGAGACAAGCAGACCAAUUUUGAAGAGACCAUGACAUGUAGCUUUGACAUCCAGGUAGAAGAGGAAAACAAAGGCGGAGAGUUUGAUGCGAGUAUGCGUUUGGUAAAUGCCAGGAAAGCGGUAAACGGUCCUACGGAGACGGCUGUGCUUGGGGGUGAUGCUGUGGUGUGUGUGAUGAUAGCAAAGGUGUGUCUCCGUUGUCUACAGAGUGUGCCGCUUGUAACCAGAUCCAAAAGUAAAUCCAUUCAGCGCCGAAGACACAGCGAUAUUGCACUCAACGGACGCCGCCCUGCAUCCGUUGCUGAGGGCUAUAGCGAGCUUCGUCUGGAUAAGGAUUUUGCUCUGCGUCCUCAAACCUGGACACCGGACAACGUGGAAGCAGAGGAGCUUGACGGACUCGAUGACGACGUGCGGAUGUUUGGAGGUGAGCUAGACCUUCCGAUUUUGGGCGUUGAUGAUACGGACACGGAGAGCGUCGAUGGUCUUGCAGAGAUCAAGAGGCGAUCAACCUCAAAUGCAUUUGACACAAUACGUAGGUCGUCAAUACACGUGCGACAUGGUUCGUAUGCUCAGGAGUGGAACGGACAAGAGGAUGGUAGACUGGACAGCCAUGUCAACCGUGAGCGCGUGAUGAUCCUCUCGCCUCACGCACUGUCAUCUGCCUCAUCGCUUACGUCUUUGCAGAUGUAUGAGCUCGUGGAAAACGAUAAAGACAGCCACGACAGUUGUGGUCUCUCAGAACACGAUUCGAGCCAACACCGAUUUGAUGCACAAAGUGACAUCGACGGUGAUGACAAUGAUUCGAUUCAGUUCUACCCCACACAGACCAACUCAGUAGUGGAUGAUAAGGAACUGACAGCAGCGGCACAUACCAAUGAAGCGUUCGACCCAGAUAGCUUGUGUGACCUGAAAGAUGAUGACCAAAUUGAGCUCGCUGUUGAUGCUAUAGCUCACGUCAUGGAACCGAAGAAAGCGUUGCGCCGAACGUGCGACAUACAAGACGAGGUCUUGUACCAAAAUCGACAAAUUCCAUCUCCAUCACCGUCGACAACUUCGUUAUGUAGUGAAGAUGACGAAGACGAGUGCAGCGAGAUUGAUGGACCGAUACAAGAUAUUCGACAGGCGCUCGCACAAGUUGAGGAGUCACUAGCGGACCAAGCUCGUAUUCUUUUCACUAUUGAACAGGAACGUAAGCAGAAAGCAGCGACUUCUUCUGUUUUGCUCAGCAGUAGCUUCAUCAAAGGCGUAAGCUGA